Gregarina niphandrodes is the source of this 1503-nucleotide messenger RNA. Its product is annotated as putative transmembrane protein. The record is from RefSeq and is a predicted model, not a curated record. The transcript has 2 exons. NCBI's taxonomy places the organism in Eukaryota, Apicomplexa, Conoidasida, Eugregarinorida, Gregarinidae. The coding region runs from base 1 to 1503 and encodes 500 amino acids.
AUGGAGACGAACUGGCAGCAAUGGCGGCUGGCAGGGGUGGGUUCGUUGGCAUUGUUGUUGGUGAAGUCGCAAUCGCAGGUGGCUACCCGUCGGUGCGCGGAUGUGUUUAAUCAGCAGUGCAAAACGGCAUCGUUCCAGGCACCGUUGUGGCAGGCGGCAGUGACAUUGAUCGCGCAGUUAGGCUGCUUGUCCUGGUGGUUGACGGAGCGGGUGGUGCAUCCGGUACAAAGCAGUGCGCCCAUGGAUGGCGUGACGGACGCCUUUGGCGAGUUGCACACACACCCGCCCGUCUGGAGCUACAUGUUUUUCGCAAUUCCUGGAGCACUGGAAGUCGUCGCCCUCACGAUGCUCUACAUUGCCCUUGGUACUCUGCCCCUUUCUUCCGUGCUCGCCGUCUUCGCCUUCGGCUACGUAGCCUACCGCAUCUUUACAGCCUGUCUCGGUCAAAGACGGCUUCAACGAUCCGACUACGUUUCGUUUGCGCUGCUCCUCCUUGCUGCCGUCUUCAUCGCCUGGGCGCAAAUCGAACGCGUCCUUCAACUGACGGCCGCCUUCACCCCUAGCGCCUUCACCCCCGGCGCCUUCAACCCUGGUGCCAGAGCAGCACCAAACACUCAACUGUUGAACGGGAAGCAAACAAGGGGGGAAACAGUGGCCGGAAACACAAGUCCGAGUCUGGGUUCAGACUUGGGUUUGGGUCCAGAUCUGGGAGGGGCAAUCGGUGGUGGAGCUGGACAAAAAGUUCUAGCGGAUGCCGUUCAGAUAAUUGACGGACUAGGACAGCCUACAUUGAGCAACGAAAGCUUCUUGUUGAUUGACACUAUUCUUUUCGCUUUAUUGCUCGGCCUCGCUGCAGGGGCGGUGUACACACUGCGCCUGAUAAUUGUUGAGGGUCUACUACAACGAUUCCGAUUCCACUACAUGCAGGCACUUGGGUUAGAAGCAUUGUACGGGUUAUCGCUAGCGGUGGUGGGACUGACAGUGGCGGAUGGCGUUAUGUUCGAGGACUCUGGUGUCACCAUGUUCCAACUCAUCACAAACGUGUCCCUGGUCUACUCGACACUCGGGUUCAUCGUGCUGCACUUCCUGUAUCUGUUGACCAGCUACUACCUGGUCUCAAACACGCGAAUAUUUAAAGGCGUCUGUUGCUCCCUCGGCCUGUGGACCGGUCUCUCGUCCGGCCUCAGGGAAACAAAACCAGGACCCAGGACGGGACCGAGUACACGACUCAGUGCUCGACGAAAACACAAAGCAACCAGCGAGGAUGAGGUCGAACCAGACCUGACCGCCCUAUACCCGGUCGAGUUCAUAUACCGGCUGCCUUUGGUACUUCUAGGCGAGCUGGUGUUACAAGGGGGGACUGGCUGGUGUCAAAUGCAAGGGCUGCCAAAAAGCAAUCCACAAAAACGACUCUCCGAAUUCAAAGCGCAACUGACAUCGAUCGCUCCACCGACUUGGCGGCCUAUUCGGAAAUACUACGCGCUCAAAGAAGCUCGUACUUGA